Messenger RNA from Perca fluviatilis (European perch), 5553 nucleotides. RefSeq names its product ankyrin repeat and death domain containing 1A (gene ankdd1a). Gene Ontology annotation, biological process: signal transduction. Gene Ontology annotation, molecular function: protein binding. The transcript is spliced from 15 exons. NCBI's taxonomy places the organism in Eukaryota, Metazoa, Chordata, Actinopteri, Perciformes, Percidae. Bases 142 to 1668 code for a protein of 508 amino acids. The record is from RefSeq and is a predicted model, not a curated record.
GUAGCUUAACAGAAAUAGCUGCUUGGCACGGCGUCCAACCCCAGCCUCCUUUUAUCAACCGAAAAAAAAUAAUAUGCGAUAGCACUACCAUGAGAGAGGUGAUAACAAAGUGUCCUUGGCGCCUUUAAAACACAAACAAAGAUGGAGGACGACCUGGCGUCGGAGGAUGACAUCUUGCUGUGGUCAGAAAAGGAGUUCCACGAUGCUGCGAAGAGGAACGACCCCGAGAAAAUGCAGGAACUGAUCAAGAAAGGUGUGGACGUCCAGGCCAAAAAUAAAAUAGACCGUAAAGCCCUGCACUGGGCAGCAGGAGCUGGGAACGAAGAGGCUCUACGUCUCCUACUGGGCCAUGACCCGGAAGUUGAUGAGAGGGACGCUUUUGGCAUGAAUGCUCUGCUUCUGGCAUCGUGGUUUGGUCACCUAAAAGUCCUGCAGAUCCUGGUGUCCUGUGGAGCAAAGCUCAACUGUGAGAACAAAGAUGGUCUGAGUAUGCUGCACUGUGCGGCCCAGCGAGGCCACAUCAGAGUGCUGGAGUUCAUCAUGGAGGACCUGGAAGACAUCUGUCUCGACAGAGUUGACAAGUUAGGGAAGACAGCGCUUCACCUGGCUGCUGAACAUGGACAGUUUGAAGUGGUGGAGUUUCUGAUUGGAAUGGGCUGCACACAUGGUUUAAAGGACAAGGAAGAGAACACAGCCGUGCAUCUAGCAGCCAAGUGUGGGCACACUGAGGUCCUGCAGAAGUUGAUGGAGACCGGAGUGGACGUGGACGAGAGAAACAUAGAGGGUCUCACAGCGUUGCACCUGGCAGCUGAUGGAGGUCACUACGAGUGUCUCAAACUGCUGCUGGAGUCCGGCUGUAAUGCCAAUGCACUAACUAAUAACAAUAGGACCGCUCUCCAUUAUAUGGCUCAGCAUGGCUUUGACAGAGAAGCCCGUUUGCUGCUGGAGGCAGGAAUCAACAGAGAUGCUGUAGACAAUCAACACAACACAGCGCUGCACUUAGCUGUGUUCAACAACCACCCCGAGGUUUUACGGCUGCUUAUAGAUGCUGACUGUGACCUGGACAUGACUGACAGUAGACAACAGACUGCGUUGCACCUGGCAGCAGAGCAUGGCUGGCAGGACAUGGCUGAGAUGAUGCUGAUCUCUGGAGUUAACCUCAAUCUCACCGACAAGCAGGGGAAAAGGUGUCUGGAGGUGGCCGCCAGAGGAAACCAUGUCAUCCUGGUCGACAUGAUCAUCAAAGCUGACCGCUUUUAUAAAUGGGAGAAGGAUCAAAUGGGCAGUGAGCAGGACUCCUGGGUGGGAAAGCCUCUGAGCUUCAAGCAGGACCAUCAACCAGAGACGCAGCACCUCCGGUCGGUCCUGUGGAGCCUGGCCACCAAGCACCUGUGCCGCGGGGAGUGGAAGAUCCUGGCUCAACACUGGGACUUCAGCGAUGCACACAUACGAGCUAUAGAGCAACAGUGGACAGGUAUGAAAAGCUUCAAAGAGCAUGGCCACCGAAUGCUGUUAAUCUGGCUUCAUGGAGUGGUGAUGGCGGGGGAGAACCCGAUCAAAAGCCUCUACGAGGGGCUGGUGGAAAUCUCACGGACGGACUUGGCAGAGUGCAUUCGGCAGAAGGCAAAUGCAGAGACCAGCUCUCCCAAAAUGUGCUCUGCAAUGUGAUCAACACUGUGAGAGACUGCGAAGGCAACACAACACAACACAUCCAAGGUUUCAGUUCACUUGAGAACUUUAUUGAACUGCCCAGAACUGAGCCCAUGAAAAAAAGCUUUGUACUAUCCAUGGCAUGACUUGUUUACAUAUUCACACAGAGAUUAUACUGUGAUUGUUCUGAAUUUAGUUCACAGAGAAUUUAUUUUCUUUUAGGGUCAGGGAACAUGAUGGUUGUAAACCUGUGAAAUACCUGGUGAAAAUGUAAAAAUCCAUUUAUUUGUUGGUUUUAUUAAUGCAUGCAGUGAAUACCUGCUGGCACUACUCAUAUUGAAUUGUUUCUCAGUUAUCUGUACACUAAGGGCUUUUCAGCACAUUAUCACAUAUCAUUCAGCCUAAUAUAAUGUGAUGAUUUCUUCUGCAAUGUUUCACUAAGUUCCUCUUCCUCAAAGCUGCAUUGAGGGAUAUGGGGGGGUGGGGGGGGGGAGCUGGAAAUGACGUCACAGCCAAGUUGAAUACGUUCCAUUAAAACAUCUUGGAUUUCACAGUGGGGUUAGCUUUAUCAAGGUUAGCCAUUGUUAGCAAUAACAGUUGAUAACAACACAUUACGCUGUAUUUCUUUGCAUACAAACAGUGUAACAACAUGUCCAAAGAUAGAAGUUGGACAGGACUGUGUGUAAGACUGAUUUAAUGAGACACAAGUAAGACAGAAGAGCUAAUAAACUGUAUGUUACUACAGCUUUCACUGCUGUUGAUGCAAGGGGCAGCGGCAUGUUGGAUUUCUCGGGGUGCUGUGAGGUUCUCCGACUUUCCGAUUCGGAAAUCCGACUUCAAGGGGCGUUCCUUUUGAAAUUUCGACUUCCAAAUACAAAUGGAAUGCACCAUAAGUACCCAAACCACACUCCGAAACAAUUUGUUAUGGCUAAUAUGUUACAAAAGCAAAGAUUUGCCCACUUCCUGAGGCUUUGCAUUCCGUAGACCUUUUUCAUGGCAGGCAUUUUGACUCUGACUGACAGUUUUGAAGCUUGGGUCCAGCAUGGUAGCCAAUAGCCAUGGCCAUCACGCUCAGUGUUUCUAGAGCGGCUAAAUGUUCCCUUAUGCCUACCAUCUACUAGAAGACUUUGAACAGACUUUGAAAAGACUAAAGUCUGACACCAUCUCUUCAAUCUAAAGACAAUCAUCUCACAUCUAACUUUAAAGACUGUCAUAAUAUGUAAAAGACUGGAGAUCUUACAGGGUCACACAUUGCAAGACUACAACUAGAUACGUUUUGAAAAAUGUCACCAAGCUAGCUAGCUACCGCUAGCAUUAGCUGGUAACUUAAGGGAAAGUCAGUACCCGGAGGUCUGCGUUUAUCCACCGGUAAAACUCUCGUUGGAUGACGCACUUCAGAAGGGUUGAAAAUCUGCAACUUUGCCUCUUUAGCAUUUAGCUUAGUGGUGCCAUAGCAAUAAAAAACAACUUAGUUUUUUCAUUGGUUGUUGACAAUGUUCACAUGAUUUAACUUCACUACCAAGACUUCAAACUUACGAUAAUAUCAAACACGUUUGAUUUUGUCAGAACGUCAAGACGGGAAAAAGCCUGACUGGGACUGAGUUUCAUGACCACCUUACACCAAACGAUCGAGACGACGGGAGCGCCCCGACUAUAGCAAGACUCUCAGGAUUUCAUUCCGAUAUCGGAAAUUAGUCUGCGACAGUGGAAUCGCUUGAAAAGUCGUUUCAUUUAAGGUUGGCCAGGCUUUCAGUCGUUUUAAGUUGCCAUGUCUGCAUGCUGUAGCAUUUUCAUCAAUGCUAUCACAUUGGAUCCUGACACUCUUUUCUGACAGCUUCGCUGUUGCCUGGUUAAAUGUUUACAACACAUUCAUAACAUACAUAAUCAUUAUUUGUAUUUUUAUGUAAUAUUAGUAACAUUUAUUUCUACAUUCAAGUCUGCUUUUAUUUCAUAAACGCAUUUUUAUUUCAUGCCACUUUUUCUUUCCAUGACAAUGAUGUUGUCGCCGCCGUCUCACCUUUCAGCCAAUCUCAGCCCCCAGCCAAAGCAAGGUUUAGCCAACUAGCACCUGUUAGCUAGAGCAACAACAAUGCUAAAUUCUGAAUCAACUAUCUAACUGCUGCUGUAAAAAACCAGUACACAAACACAGAAACUAACGGCUAACUAGCUAGGCAGGGUUGUGAGCUUAUAAAGAAUAACAUUGACAUUGUUGUUGCCUUAGCUAACAGCAGCUAACUGGCUAAAUGUUGUAGAAGUUGUUGAACCUGCUAACCAAGAGAGGAAGGAGGCAUGUGAUGGGCUGAAGAAGAGGGGGUGGUUACUAAUAAGAGAAUCACCUUUAUAAGUGGCAUAAUGUAAUAUAAAAAAUACUUUUGAAAAUAGCAUUUUUACAUAAAAAUGUCUAUAAUGAGGUCAAAUGAUAUACAAUUUAAAAAAAAGAAGUCAUGAAAAUAAAUUAUAAAAUAACAUUUCAUAAUGAAUUGUUUCUUCAAUCAUUUCACAAGUUGUUGGUUCAUUUAUAUAUUUUACUCAAUUUAUUCAUAGGAUUAUUUAAUUCCCAGUGUCUUUUUAUUUAUUUGGUAUUGAACCCUUUGGAGCUCCAUACUAAACUUAGUUACUAUCCAUCUGUGGACACUAUUGGCACAUUUAAAAAGUAGCUCAAGACCCACCUGUGUAGACUUUCUUUUCCACUGUCCCAUUGUGUCACUGUCUGCUAUAUUCAUCUUUUAUUGUGAAAUACUUUGUGAGGUUAGCUCUAGGGCGGAGCUUUCUAAAUAAAUAUUUCCAGGGAGAGUGACGACACCAGCCGCGCAACGCUGCAGCUCUCAGACAAUAAAUACACUGUAGACUGCCGGGAUUGAAUCAAAUAAACACACAAGCACUUGGAAAUUUCCAGAUAUACGUACCAGCAGCUUCUUUAUUGCUCUUGUUUUUGUACUGUAUAUAUUGAUGUCAGGUGUUACACUGUUGUGGUUCCACAACAGCAGUCUUCUCUUUCUUUGUGGGGGGCAGGACUUCAGGCUCUGCACUUUCUGUCUUUGUGGCCUUACAUUUAUUUUUAUUGUUUUAUAACCAGUGUGCAGGUUAAACAUUCAUAAAACAUUCAGUUUGGGCCAUAAUUGUUUUCAGAGAGUGCAUAAUGACUACUUCAUUCCAUUAGUACUAGCAACAUUCGGCGACAGUUUAACCAGGUUAAAGUAUAAAUUAUAAUAAUAAUAAUUAUUAUUAUCUAAAGCACAAUUGGGAAAGAAAAGACAGCUCUGUGUUGACAUUAUAACUCACGUUGUCUGUUGUUAACAUCCAUUAGAUUGUGCAGUGCUAAGUAUUGGUUAAACUUGAACCUACUGUCCUUACUACAGUUGUGCACACACAUGCUAUAGACUGUAUACAUGGCGCAUAGAGUUUAAUAGAGCAAAAAAACAAACUUUAAAAUGGACAUUUUUAAGUUUAACUUCACUUCCUAAUUAAGCACCUUAAGGGGUCGCAAGAUGUUUAUGUUUGGCAAUAUGAUUAACAGGAGCAAUACUUUUAUGACACACAAAAUUAGUGUAUGUAUUUUUUGUUCACAUUUGCCUAACGUUUCUUUAUUUUCCUGUGAGUUACUGGAUAAUUUUGGUUCUUCUGUGAGUAUGUUAAGAGUUUUGUUGUCAAGCAGCUGAGUUCUAAAUCAUAUGUGCAGGCAUGGUAUAACUAAAGGUGUGUUUGCAUGGGUUGAAGACAUUUUCAUUUUUUUUAAAAAGACCAGCUGGUCCUCGAAUAGAAAAAAUUGCGUAAAGAUUACUUUUUUCCAAGAUCAAUGCAAUAACUAGAUUCUUCUACACCAAUGCAAAUUUAUUUUGUAUAAUUCAUGUAUACACUUUUAAUAAAACUAUGUAUGUGACAUUUUCAUAAAAUCAAUAAAAA